This is a messenger RNA of Physcomitrium patens, 1466 nucleotides long. RefSeq lists its product as uncharacterized. The record is from RefSeq and is a predicted model, not a curated record. Lineage: Eukaryota; Viridiplantae; Streptophyta; Bryopsida; Funariales; Funariaceae. Gene Ontology annotation, biological process: dephosphorylation; N-acetylneuraminate biosynthetic process. Gene Ontology annotation, molecular function: N-acylneuraminate-9-phosphatase activity.
GUAGAAGUUAGAGCUCUGAGGUUGGUGGUAUUGUUGUUGUUGUUGUUGUUGUUGUUGCUGUGUCGCACAUGGCAUCCGCAUCCACCCUCCGCGCACUCGCACCUCGCCUCCUCCCUUCCUCUUUUUCUCCCUCGCCCCUCCUGCAUUUCCCUCCUUCUCGUGUCACGUUGUUCAAGUUUGAGGGUGAUGAGUCGCGGUGCAGGAUCGUGAAGGAGAGUAAGUGUUUGGCGCGUGAGGUUUCGCACCGCAGGAGAGGUGGGUCGGUAGCUACGCUGGUGGCUGUCUUUGAGGACGGUGUGACUGGCGCUGCAGGAUCGGCUGCCAUGGAGGUGAACGAGAAUUGUGUUGGAGCAGCGGAAGUGAAGAAGGAUGGGUGUGUGAAGGCUGUGUUCUUUGAUUUGGACGACACUCUCGUGCUCACGCAUGCUGCUGACAAAGUUGCACAGCUAGCCGUUCUGGUUUUGGCAGAGCGAAAUGUUCCGCACAUCAAUGGAGUAGAGAUGGUGAAGGUGUUUGUAGAAAAGUUUGACGUUUCUCCGUGGGAUCGCACUCACCAGGUGGAUGUUCGGGAAUGGAGAGCACGGAUUUGGAACGAAGCUCUCCAAAGCCAAGGCGUUGAUGAUCUGCCGCUUGCUAGAAAUUUGCAAGAUUUGUUUGAUAAGGAGAGAUUGUUGUCCUUUCAAUGGGCGCCGGGAGUUGAAUCGAUGGUACAGCGCCUACAUGAACUAGGCAUCAAAGUGGGCAUUAUAACCAACGGCCACUUCAGUGUUCAAAGAGACAAGUUGAAAGCAUGCAAGGCUGAUCUACUUUUUGAUACUAUACUUGUGGGCGGAGAAGAGCCAAAUCAAAAGCCACAUAGGGAAAUAUUCCUGAAGGCCUGCAGGCUUGCAGGAUGCAGUCCAGAAGAAACAAUUAUGGUCGGUGACAACCUGAAAACUGACAUACAGGGUGGCAUCAACGCAGGCUUCCUUGCCACUGUCUGGGUGAAUGUGCACAACCUGGAGGGUCUACCUGCUGGAGGAGCAACUCCAGAUCACAUUAUCUCCAACAUUGGCGAGCUUCCUGGGCUUCUGAAGCAGCUGGACCUGGACUUGGGCCAGUCAUGAUGUGAUGGUGGCACUGCUUUCAGCUCAUCUCCAUUAGGCACACCCAUUUAUGGACACCAUUUGAUUCUUCACUCCGUUCCAUUACAGGCCAUCGUUGCUGCAUAUUCUAAGUACAAACUCUCAAGCCUCGAAGUGAAAAUGGUGAUUUCUCUUGAGUGUUAGAGUAGAGGUUAACUUUGUAGUAAGUGAACACACUUUCCAAUGAAUGAUUCAUUCUUUUUCAGAACGGAUGACUCUUCCUUAGAAGUCAUGUGUGCUUAGAAAGAUCGUGCUAAAAAUUCAACCAUGUCUGAAUCAUUCUUGCAUUGGUUUAUUUAUUCUUUAAUGCAGGUGUAUUUUUAUCACAUAAAAUUCUGGUGA